AGUGGCCGGCAGAUUAUCGCAUUUACUGGCCGUUAAUGUUUAAUUUCGUUUCGGAAUAUGUAUAUGCUGCAGAUGCUUGACGCAACCAGCGGGAAACGAUGGACGAUCGAAGUAUUCCUCCCUGCGGGAAAGUUCUUUUUAUUGAAGAAAUACAUGAAAUAAUUUCUAUGGCUAAUAGUUCUGUAGAUGGGAAAUCCGUCAGGGUUACUGGAAGACUCGAAAGACACAACAUUGAGUCGAGUACAGCUGUUUUAGUUGAUCCAAGAUCCAAUAAAAGCUUGUUAAUAGACACUCGACUCAUUGAACCCUUUCCAGAAAAACUGGGUAGUCUGUUUCAGUUUAUAGGGGAGCUAGAAGGUGUUGACAGGAGUCUGGAUGUCACUUUACGAGCUCGAGUUGUUCGAUGUGUGGACGGCUUGGAUCUAUCUCUAUAUAAUCAAGCUAUCCAAGCUCAGAGACGAUUUCUUAAACAAGAUAUCAAAUUAUAACAAGUGACUGAACUUAUUCUAAAUCAAGUAUUUAGAAAUUUGGAAUACCACAGCGUUUUGUGAAAAACUUACCAUAAUGACUGGCACUCAACGUGUUCUAAAUGUUAAGACAGACACUCAAAGGAAUUUGUGGAAAGCUUGACGAGUGGGAGACCAAUGCUAACUGGCACUUAACUUAUUCGGAAUAGCCUAGAGCUUGUUGUGGAAUAGUUGGAGAAAGGACAAUUUUAUGAAAUCAGAAUUAAGGGCAAUUUUGUGUAGAGGCUGUUCUUAUAACUGUCUCCAUUUUUUUUUGUUUUUUUGUUUUUAGUUGUUUUUCCUCUAGUCCCUGUUAUUUUAGGUAAUUUCGUUAUCUUUAGUUUGGGGAAAAUAAUUUUUGGGGUAGGCUGUUCUUACUGGUCUGUUCUGAUUUUCCCUGUUAUUUUUUUUUAUUUCUCCUUUUCUUUCUCUUUGAGCUUUGUCUGUCCUCUUUCUUGCUGUGUCUCCCUUUCUUUUUCUCUUUGAGCUUUGUCAUCGUUUCUCCUGCCCCCCCCCCUUUUUCUGCUAUUGUUUUUUUAUUACAUAAUUGGGGUACAUGUAUGUGUUGUAAACGGGUCCUGGUUUCCCUACUGCUGACAAUGGACAUGGUGGUUUAUAAGGUUUACUGAUUUAGGAAAUUUAGAGCACAGAUUCUCCUGCUCUUUCCUUUUCCCUUAGACUUUUGUCUGACCUCUUUUUUGGUGUCUCCUACUCUUGUCUUUUCUCUUGGUCUGUCCUCUUUGUUUGAUUCACACUUUUUACCCUUUCUCCUGUCGCUAUUGUACUGCUGUUUUAUUCCAUAGGGGUGGGGGGGGGUCUCUUUUUUUUUCUUUUUUUUUUUUACAAAAUUGGGGUGUGUGUUGUAAACGGGUUCAGGUUUCCCUACUGCUUAAAAUGGACUGGGGCGUUUAUAAUGUUCAUUGAUUUAGGAACUUUAGGGCAUGGAUUAUACAUAUGUUUUUAUAUGAAAGCCUUGUGCGUGGUAUGAUCACAUUUUCAUCUUAUUUGAAUGUUAUGCCACUGGGAAUUCAGAGUAAAUUAUAGCUGCAUCAGUGAGUGGGUAGUUACAUGUAAUUAUAUCUUUUAGUGCUUGCCUGUAUAUAUGUUAUAAUUGUAUGUGGAUUUAUAGUAAAUUGUGCAAUGCCUACGUUAAGUUAUUAUUGUCUCUGUCGGUUGUUGAUUUCUUGUAACAUGUGAAAUCACAGUGUAACUUGUAUCGUUCUACCUUUGAAAAUAAAGUUUAUAUUAUUACA
Messenger RNA from Patella vulgata (common limpet), 1759 nucleotides. RefSeq lists its product as uncharacterized. Gene Ontology annotation, cellular component: CST complex. Bases 99 to 488 code for a protein of 129 amino acids. The transcript is spliced from 2 exons. Gene Ontology annotation, molecular function: telomerase inhibitor activity; telomeric repeat DNA binding; single-stranded DNA binding. Gene Ontology annotation, biological process: negative regulation of telomere maintenance via telomerase. NCBI's taxonomy places the organism in Eukaryota, Metazoa, Mollusca, Gastropoda, Patellidae. The record is from RefSeq and is a predicted model, not a curated record.